AUGGACGCAGCAGCAGGCAGUGCCGACGCUCCUCUCCUGCUCCUUGCCGUCUCCUCGCUAGUCAUCCUCACCGCCAUCCAGUCCAGACGACGACGCGUCCUACGCGGAGCGCCGAGCCCACCGUCGCUGCCUCUGCUCGGCCACCUCCAUCUGCUCGGCUACCCACUGCACCGCGCCCUGGCCUCACUCGCGGUUGCACAAGGUCGUCCUGGGGUCAGCGCGGCAGCGCCGGUCCUCUCCCUACGUCUUGGUGCGCGGCGCGCGCUGCUGGUGUCCGCGCACGCCGCAGCCGUCGAGUGCUUCACUGAGCGCGACGCCGCCCUAGCGGGCCGCCCGCGCCUCCUGGCCAGGGGCGUCCUCGGCUACGGGUGCACUGACAUCCUGUGGGCUUCCUACGGCGACCACUGGUGGACGCUCCGCAGAUUCUUCAGCGCCGAGCUCCUCUCGGCCUCCCGCCUCGCCGCACGCGCCGCCGACCGCCGAGCUGAGGUCGCUGCCCUCGUCGACAACCUGCUUCGCGAUGCAACUGAUGGUGCUACACCGUUGAUGAUGGUCACCCUGCGGCCCAGACUUUUCGAGUUCGUCAUCAACGUGAUGCUUCGUGCGCUCAUCGGCGUGUCCCUCCACGGCAGUGACGCUGCGCGGUGGCAGGAGAUCGUCGAGGAGAGCGUCAGGCUCAACGCGGCGCCCAGCGUUGGGGACCUGUACCCUGCGUUGCGGUGGGCAAUACUCCAAGGAGGGACUGGGACAUCUAUGCUGACAAUCGAAUGGGCGAUGGCACAGCUACUGCUGCAUCCCGAAGCCAUGAAGAAGGUGAGGGCCGAAAUCGACACACACGUCAGAACAGCUCGGCUGGUGGAGGAAUCGGACAUCGCCAGCCUCCCCUACCUACAGUGCGUUGUCAAAGAGACCCUCCGGCUGCGCCCUGUGGGCCCGAUCAUCCCGGCGCACGAGGCCAUGGAGGACUGCACUGUCGGUGGGUUCCACGUCCGGUGGGGCACCAUGAUCCUGGUAAACGCCUGGGCGAUCCAGCGCGACCCCGCGGCGGCCUGGGACGCGCCGGACGAGUUCAUGCCGGAGCGGUUCUUGGACGAUGGUGGCAAGGUGACAACGGCGGCUGCCGUGCCCAUGCUGCCGUUCGGGGUCGGCCGGAGGCGGUGCCCCGCCGAGGCCAUGGCCAUGCGCCUUGUUAGCUCCAUGGUGGCGGCGCUUGUGCAGUGCUUCGAGUGGGACGUUGGGGAAGGGAGAACCAUUGACAUGACCGAAGGUGGUGGGCUGUCCAUGCCUAUGGCAACACCGUUGGCUGCUGUCUGCAGGCCCCGAGAGUUUGUGAAGAGCAUGCUGUCUGCUUCAACAUGA
Messenger RNA from Miscanthus lutarioriparius, 1359 nucleotides. The record is from the annotation of a GenBank genome assembly. Lineage: Eukaryota; Viridiplantae; Streptophyta; Magnoliopsida; Poales; Poaceae.